CUCUCCACUGAUUCCAUCUCUGUUUUCCUCUGCAACCAUUGCUAUUUUUUAGGACUAGUGGAGUCAAGAAAAGAAUACCCACUACUUCUCACAAAGAGAUAAAAAAGGGAGGAGAGAGAAAGAGAGUGUGUGAUACAGUGAACCCAUCUUUUUGUUUUGUUUUGUUUUUCAGGUACUUUUGAAUUUAUGGGUGUUGUGUGCCUCGAAAGCUCUUGAAAUCUUUAACUACGGUGAUAAAAGAAAAGAAAAGAAGAGAAAAAAACUAAUUUUACUGAAAUAUUAUUAUUAUUAUUAGAAGGAUACAAACAAAACCGUAUAAAGCAAACCGAAAAAGCAGAUUAAAAUACAACCCUUUUUUCGAUUUUUGUUUGUUUGUGUUUAUUUGUGUGUGUGUGUGUCUAGUACUGAUCAUGACUCGGUGAUAGCUUUGCUCCCAUGUCGGUUGUGAGAGAUUGGGAAUGAGAAUGGGUUUCUUGCUGAUAAACUAGAGAAAGAAAGUGCGAGAAAACCGGGGAAAAAGUCGAGACUCUUUGUUUCUUGUUAUUUUCUCGGAUUUUAGCCAUGGAGGUCACAGUUUUUUAGAUUAUAGAAGAAGAUAGAGAUCGAAUUCAUGGUUGCCUAUUCUGAUUUUUUGGAUUUCUGGGUUUUAUUCUUCGAUAGAACUCCAAGGUGGGUCUUGUAAAUUCAUGGCGGUUUCUAGCUAAAAUCCCAUUUCUUUUCUGAGAAGACUGAUGUUGAGGAAGAGAUCAAGAGCAACAAGUAAGCAAGCUCUAAUGGCGGAUCAUGGUUUUUCACAAUCACCGAAGGAGAAUUACAGAAAACCAAUUUCAUCGAUUUUCAGCUCUCCAAGAAUGUUCACCGACACUGAAUCUGUACUCAGCAGCCCAACUUCAAUCCUUGAUAGCAAACCCUUCUCUGCUUUGAGAAACCCAUUUCGUUCCGAUUCACACACCACAAAAACCCCCAAACCUGAAAUUCGAACUCACUGGGAUUCAAGAGGGGUUGGUCUGGGCAUUGUUGAUGCUCUCAGCGAUGAAAAAUCAGACCCAAAUCAAUCCAAACUCGAAACCCGAAAAGUCUUGUUUGGAUCACAAUUGAAGAUUCAAAUCCCUCCCCUGUUACCCUCUGUUCUAUCCCCUGCUGAAUCGCCGAGAUCACCGGCUGAUUUCGGCACCAAGACGAGGAAUUCUCAAUUGGGUUCUUUUUCCCCUGGAUUAUCUAAGAAAUCACCUUUUGGGUCUGAGAAUUCGGGCAGAGAAAACCAGAAUUCGACUCGGGUUUUUGCUGGAUGUCUCUCUGCUAGUGAAAUGGAGCUUUCGGAGGACUAUACUUGUGUGAUUUCGCACGGUCCGAAUCCGAAGACGACUCAUAUAUUUGACAAUUGUGUUGUUGAAAGUUGCUGUGGUGUUGUUGGGAUCUCUGGUGGGAGAAAGGAAAAUGGUUUUUAUGGGAAUGGAUCAAUGAGGUAUCCAUCUGAGAGUUUUCUCAGCUUCUGUUACACUUGCAAGAAAAAUCUUGGGCAAGGAAAAGACAUUUACAUAUACAGAGGGGAGAAGGCCUUUUGCAGCAGCGAAUGCCGGCACAAGGAGAUGAUGUUGGAGGAGGGAAUAGGGGAAAAUGGAGUAUGAUGUUCAUGUGACUUGCCCCCUGAUAAUUCUUCUCUUUUUCUUUCUUUCUUUCUUGUUUCAAAGAGCUAUAAAGUAAACUCAACCAGCUUCACAUCAAUAUCAGCAAUUUUCUACAUGCAAGGCUAUCAAUCAAUC
Messenger RNA from Camellia sinensis, 1763 nucleotides. Its product is annotated as FCS-Like Zinc finger 8. NCBI's taxonomy places the organism in Eukaryota, Viridiplantae, Streptophyta, Magnoliopsida, Ericales, Theaceae. The record is from RefSeq and is a predicted model, not a curated record.